Molecule: messenger RNA, 982 nt
Organism: Numida meleagris (helmeted guineafowl)
Lineage: Eukaryota; Metazoa; Chordata; Aves; Galliformes; Numididae
Gene: GSTZ1
Product: glutathione S-transferase zeta 1
Exons: 9
Coding region: 310-792 (160 amino acids)
Biological process (GO): L-phenylalanine catabolic process; glutathione metabolic process
Cellular component (GO): mitochondrion; cytoplasm
Molecular function (GO): maleylacetoacetate isomerase activity; glutathione transferase activity
Source: RefSeq, a predicted model, not a curated record
UCCCAGCUGAGUUAAAGGGGAAAGAUAAGCAGUAGUUCUUUUAUUUCCUGGACUGAACUGCACAUGCUGACCAUGGCUUCAGAAAAGCCAAUACUUUACAGCUAUUUCCGAAGCUCCUGUUCAUGGAGAGUGAGAAUCGUAACAUUUCCCUGAGACCAUUGCCAAUGAAACUGGACUCAGUGUCUGAAGCUGUGCACUCUCUUCUCCCUAGCACUGGCUCUUAAAGGGAUUGCCUAUGACCAGGUACCAGUGAACCUCAUCAAAGACGGGGGGCAGCAGUUUUCUACUGAAUUCAAGGCAGUGAAUCCAAUGCAGCAAGUCCCAGCCUUGAAAAUUGAUGGUAUCACCAUUUCUCAGUCGCUGGCUAUAAUUCAGUACCUAGAAGACACUCGUCCUAACCCCAGGCUCUUGCCCCAAGAUCCAAAGAAGAGAGCCCAAGUCAGAAUGAUCUCGGAUCACAUUGCUUCUGGCAUUCAGCCACUCCAGAAUUUGAGCAUCUUGAACAAAAUGGGGGAGAGAAAAAUGGAAUGGGCUCAGCAGUGCAUCACAUCUGGAUUCCAAGCACUAGAACAGAUUCUGCAGCACACUGCUGGACGCUACUGUGUGGGAGAUGAGGUAUCCAUGGCUGAUCUGUGCUUGGUGCCUCAAGUUGGCAAUGCUGAAAGAUACGGUGUGAACCUGGCUCCAUAUCCUACAAUAACUAGAAUAAACAAAGCACUCUUGGAGUUAGAGGCAUUCAAAGUGAGCCACCCAUCCCAGCAGCCAGAUACUCCUGCAGAGCUGCGAUCUUGAGGCCCUUCUACCUAUUAAAUCAAGUAGCUGGAGUAGCAAGGAUGACAACAGCUACAGCUCACAUAGGACUUGAGUGCCAGCAAGAAGCCCAGAACUAACGUCUCACUACAUGGGACAGCUGAUUUGACCUCUUCCCUAUGUCCAGCAGCAAUCUUGCAGAAUUAAUAAAGGUCUGUUCAGAGCAAAGCUA